Molecule: messenger RNA, 2235 nt
Organism: Lithohypha guttulata
Lineage: Eukaryota; Fungi; Ascomycota; Eurotiomycetes; Chaetothyriales; Trichomeriaceae
Gene: mcm7
Product: DNA replication licensing factor MCM7
Exons: 2
Coding region: 1-2235 (744 amino acids)
Biological process (GO): DNA strand elongation involved in DNA replication; DNA replication; DNA replication initiation
Cellular component (GO): MCM complex; nucleus
Molecular function (GO): ATP binding; single-stranded DNA binding; ATP hydrolysis activity
Source: RefSeq, a predicted model, not a curated record
AUGGCGCUACUUCAAUAUCGUGCGCCAGCUGAUUAUGAAGCACAACUUGCAGCCUUCGAGUCGUUCUUGGACAAGUUCGAGCUCAAACAAUCUGCAACGGAUCAAGCCGCAGAUGCGAUCAAUGACCUUCACCUCGAUGGCGACGCAACAAGCGACGAAUAUGAUUUUAUGGACGAUGUCGAAGGCGUAGAGGAUGGGGAGCGACCGCGACAGCAACCACGUAAGAAGUACAUGGAUAUGUUACAGAAAAUCGCGGAUCGGGAACGCAGCAAUAUAUUGAUUGAGCUUGAUGACCUGAAAAGCUUCGAAGAGUCUUUAGGAACAGACGUGACUCUAAAGCUCGUCGACUCCAUCAUGAAGAACACUAAGCACUAUGUUGACCUCUUCUCGUACGCUAUCGAUAAACUUAUGCCUAAAGAGAGCAAGGAUAUUACAUUCAAAGACGAUGUAUUGGAUAUCAUCAUGUCGCAACGGCAGAAGCGGAAUGAGACAAUGCGUGAGGGUGCUGAGGUCAAUGGCGAGUCACUCGCCGAUGCCUCCACUUUUCCUCCAGAGUUGACGCGGAGAUAUACAUUGAAUUUCAAACCCGUCUCACAAUCGACAUCCAAAUCAAAGGCACUAGCAGUACGACAGGUUCGCGCCUGCACAGAGAAUGCGACCAAAGGCCAGCUGUUUCCUUCCACUCGAGCCUCCAAAUUCGUGCCGUUUCAAGAGGUCAAAAUCCAGGAGAUGGCAGAUCAAGUACCUGUGGGACACAUUCCGAGAACAUUGACAAUACAAUGUCACGGAUCCCUAGCUAGACAGAUCAACCCAGGCGAUGUUGUGGAUAUAGACGGCAUCUUUCUUCCAACACCAUACACUGGAUUCAGAGCCAUCAGAGCUGGCCUUUUGACUGAUACAUAUCUUGAGGCACAAAAUAUCACCCAACACAAAAAAGCAUAUCAAGACUUGAGAUCUGACCCUCGUGUCAUCAAAAAGAUUGAAUCACACAAAGCCAGUGGACAAAUGUACGAAUACCUCGCCAAGUCUAUCGCUCCAGAAAUCUAUGGUCACCUAGAUGUCAAGAAGGCUUUGCUCUUGCUUCUGAUUGGCGGCGUCACGAAAGAGAUGGGAGAUGGCAUGCGGAUUCGUGGUGACAUCAACGUCUGUCUGAUGGGCGACCCUGGUGUAGCUAAAUCCCAGCUAUUAAAGUACAUUUCCAAGGUAGCCCCUCGAGGAGUUUACACGACCGGUCGAGGUUCAAGUGGUGUCGGCCUCACCGCAGCCGUCAUGCGUGAUCCCGUCACAGACGAAAUGGUACUCGAAGGAGGUGCCCUUGUGCUUGCAGACAACGGUAUCUGCUGCAUAGACGAGUUCGACAAAAUGGACGACGGUGACCGAACCGCUAUUCACGAAGUCAUGGAACAGCAGACUAUUUCCAUAAGCAAGGCUGGCAUUACAACAACGCUAAACGCCAGAACUUCAAUCCUAGCUGCAGCCAAUCCCCUAUACGGUCGAUACAAUCCUCGCAUCUCGCCUGUUGAAAACAUCAACCUUCCCGCCGCACUUCUAUCACGUUUCGACGUCCUCUUCCUCAUUCUUGACACACCCUCUCGAGAAACAGAUGAAGAACUGGCCGCUCACGUUACUUAUGUGCACAUGAACAACGAGCAUCCUCAAACUGAAGGUGUAGUCUUCGCACCUCACGAAGUUAGACAAUAUAUCGCUCAAGCAAGAACGUACCGUCCAGUCGUGCCGAAGGCCGUGAGUGAUUACAUGGUUGGAGCUUAUGUGAGAAUGCGUCAACAACAGAAGCGCGACGAAGGAGGCAAGAAGCAGUUCACGCACACAUCACCACGAACACUACUUGGCGUUCUCAGAAUUGCGCAGGCCCUGGCACGACUCAGGUUUGCUCAGGAGGUCGUCAAUGAGGAUGUAGACGAGGCUCUACGAUUGGUUGAGGUCAGCAAGGCGAGUCUGCACAAUGAUCAACGUGGCGGCGGUGAUCAGACUGUGAGCAGCAAAAUCUACGAUUUGAUCCGGAGCAUGCGAGACUCGGGAGCUGCCACUGUCGGAGCUCGUGGUGAACUGAACAUGGAAAGAAUCAGGCAGACGGUGAUAGGCCGUGGCUUCACAGAAGAGAACCUACAAAAGACACUCGACGAGUAUGGCCUACUAGAUGUGUGGCAGAUUGCGAACAAUGGCACGAGGUUGGUUUUCAUCGAGGCGGACGACGACAUGAACGACGAUGAGUAG